This is a messenger RNA of Vanrija pseudolonga, 2245 nucleotides long. Its product is annotated as Putative hydrolase. The transcript has 6 exons. NCBI's taxonomy places the organism in Eukaryota, Fungi, Basidiomycota, Tremellomycetes, Trichosporonales, Trichosporonaceae. The record is from RefSeq and is a predicted model, not a curated record. The coding region runs from base 67 to 2139 and encodes 690 amino acids.
GUCGACUGGAGCUUCAUCAUCGCGCUUCGUCAGUGUUGGUGGUCACUUAUAUCUCUGGGCAACACCAUGGGCACACUGCAGAACAUGCCCACGCUUACGCCCACGCCCAGCAUGGCCGAGAAGAGCGGGACACGCACUCCUCCGGAGUCGACGCCGGAGCGCAAGCCCGCGCCUCCGCCGACCCGCGCCCAACGCGCCCUGCUCACGCUGUUCAAGCUCUGCACGUUGCUCAUCUGCGCCGUGGCCAUCCGCUCGGCCUACAACCCCGAGCCGCUGCUCCGCCUGCCCGACUUCUUCGGCAAACACAAACACAAGCACAAGCAUCCGCACCGAUGGGACGCGGGCAAGCCCGUCUUCCGCACGCCGGACGCAACGCUCGGCUGGCACAAGUGUCCCGACAACCCCGCCAACCAGACCUUUUACUGCGCGUUCUUCGACGCCCCGCUCAACUGGAACGAGGUGGAGGAGAACCCCGACGAGAAGGACUGGCGCAAGUGGAAGGGCGGGGACAAGGUCGUCGACACGGCGCGCAUCUUCCUGCGCAUGUACCCCGCCACGAGCCCAGACCGGCUCGGCUCGAUGCUGUUCAACCCCGGCGGGCCUGGCGGAUCGGGCAACGCGUUCCUCUACCGCCUCGCCGAGGAGUUCAGCAACAUCACCGAGGGGCGGUACGACCUCAUUGGGUUCGACCCGCGCGGCGUCAACAUGACGAGCCCGCGCAUGAAGACGCACGACAACGCGUACGCGCAGGCCCUGUUCAAGGUCGCCAACCAGCCGCCCGUGCAGGAGGGCGACCCGACCAACCCCGUCAACACGAGCAUCCCGGAGCAGUUCGACCGCGAGUACGCCCGCCUGGCCAAGAUCCAGCAGCUGGGCGAGACGCAGUUCACGCUCGUGCGCAACUUUACCACUGAGAAGGAGCGCAAGUCGGUCUCGACGCCGUUCAUGGUGCGCGACCUCGCGGCGAUUGUCGACGCGCUCGGCGACAAGGACCGUCUGCUCAACUACUGGGGCUUUAGCUACGGCACGAUUCUCGGCGCGCACUUUGCGGCCAUCAAGCCUGAGCGCGUGGGCCGGCUGGUGCUCGACGGCGUGUCGCACUCGGGCGACUACACCGGCUCGCUUGAGGCCUGGGGCCAGUCGUCCAUGACGGACACGUUUAAGACGUAUGAGCAGUUCUUCCUCGAGUGUGUCAAGGCUGGCACGGCGCGAUGUGCGCUCGCCGAGCGCGUGCCCGCCAAGCUGGACGACGAGACGGACGAAGCAUACAUCCCACGCGCGGCCUUCUCGCUCAUGAUCCAGACGGGCGAGUUCUUGAAUGCGUUGUGGAAGAAGCCCCUCGUGGUCAAGGAGAGCAAGUACGGCCCCGGGAUCGUGACUGCCGAGCAGGUCUCGCUUGCGCUCGGACAAAUGCUCUACCAGCCGGUGCGGUGGCAGGGUGUAGCUAUCGCGUUGCACGAGGCCAUGAACGGCAACGCGACCCUCGCGCGCGACUACCUCCCGCAGCCGUGGCACGAGGCGCUCGUCGCCGACCCCGAAAAGGCGCGCCGCCUCGACACGGACAACGUGUUUGGUGAGCCCGUCGCAGAGACAGACUCGGCCAUCUUCUCCAUCCUGUGCAGCGACCAGCCAGCGAUCAACGAGGACGCGCUCGGCGACCUCGUCCACCUCAGCGGUGAUCUCCUUCUCAAGAGCCCCCUCGCACCCCUGUGGAUGCUCAUCAUGACGCCGUGCACAAAGUGGGCUGACCGCCCGUACGAGCGCUACCCCGGCCCGUGGACGCGCAAAGAGGGCCUGAGGAAGCCCAAGAACCCGAUCCUGUGGAUCGGGAACACGUAUGAUCCCGUCACGCCACUUGCGUCGGCGCAGCGCAUGGUCGAGGGCUUUGGGCCCGACUCGUCCCGCCUGCUCGUGCACGACGGCAGGGGCCACUGCACGUCUGCCGAGCCGUCGCUGUGCACGGGCAAGGCGCUGUCCGACUUCUUCGUGCGCGGUAUCCUCCCAGCCGAAGGCACCGUGUGUAAGGCGGAAGAGGGUUUCAUCUUCCCAGACAAGAAUGCCACGCUGGCCGUUGCCGGCGCCGACGCCCAGCUGUAUGACGUCUUGCGUCGCAUCGCAGAGCGCCAGGCCGAGCACUAGGCUCGUAAUCGUACUCCGCUGGAGCUGCAGCGACCGGGCGCCGUGCAUCCCGCCGAGGCAGUGAGAAGCAGCAGCAGUUUAUAGAAUGAUGCAGCGUCACCGACCG